CUUCACUGCCGCAGUGUAAAAUGUUUCGCAGUGCAGAGAUUACAGAGCUUACAGACUACAGUUUUUUUUGUCAUUCCACACAAGAGACAUCAUCCUUACACACAGCACGAAAUCGAUGUGUUUUCCCGCCCUCUUUUGAUUGACAGGAUACAAUCGGCCCCGAUCAUCGGAUGGUUUUAAACUAUCAGCCGAUACCGAUCGUCAGUGAUACGUUGGUGCAUCUCUAGUAAUGACGUAGCGAAGCCGCGUUUGCUGAAAUCACGUGAAUCGCCCGAUUUGACACACGCGCCGAACCACUGAUUCGAAACGAAAGAUUCGCGAAGGUCUCGAAGCUUCAUGAAGCAGUGUUUUGAACCCGCCCACCACUAACAGACAGUGCACAGGGUAAAGAGGGCAGAAAAGCAACCAAGAGCCAAAGAGAACUCUCGGUAUAAUCCUACCACCACCGUGCUUUACUGUGAAUACAUAUGCGAUGAACUGUACCGUACAUUAUUAAACGGUCCGUGUUUUUAGGUAGGAGGUACACUUACAUAACUGGCUAACGAGUGUUGUAUGUCGGCUUGACUCAAAGAUUGCAUUUCAUUUAACUAGGAGUUUCUGAGGUUUCACGAAUGCUUGCGUCAUAAAUUGAGGUAGUUGUCGUUUGGUGGAUAGAUGCAUAAUCGAGUAGGUAAUAAGCUCGAUUAGACAUAGUUACGCUGAAAUAUAUGCGAACACUGAGACUUGGGUGUGCAGUGUGUAGAACAUUGGGUGUAGUCUGAAUGUGAAACAAACAGACACAGAAAAAUAAAGUGGGAGAGUGAGUGUUGCAACCACACCUAUCAUGCCCUAAGCUCAAAGAGACCAGUUCAGACAGGGAGCUCUGCAGUGUAGGGUAACAAAACACACACACACACACACACACGGCUUACGGUUGUCAUACCUACAGAGUGUUGCGCAAUUCUUACUGGAAUUUGGCAGCAAGGUGUAGAGUUGGUUACAAACAAUGGAUUCGAGACGUUUUUCAGCAAGUUACUGCAUCGUUUAAAUGUCGUAAAAUGGCUGUGUUCAGUGAUGCGUGUUUUACGAAGGCUCGCAUGCUUUCCGUUGACAUGCUGAAACACAGAUGCUUUAAACUCCGAGAACAGGUUUGUGUGUGGUUCCAUGAUGACAGGUAUGCAUGAGCAUUUUGAUCCCUUGCUCUAUUUUUACAUAAGAUCCAGGUUUACUGAAAACCCGUAGACGUUAAAUACACAUCGAAGUCAAUAAAAAUACCCGUCGACGAUAACACAACCAGCAUGUGUUGAAUAUUGAAGUGUGUGUUAAAGAAUGCUGAUUUACAGGUAAUGUGGAUAGGCGUGAGAGGGUGUGUGCACAGGUUUGUGUACGUUACAGCCGAACCGCCACCGGAGGAAUUGAUUUAGUCAGAUGAAAAGAAUGAAACGGGAGGAGCAGGAGGGGGGGAAAAGCACCCAAGCUCUUAAUGCGUAGGCAAGAGAGCAGGAGCAGAGUGUAGAGAGUGGGAGGGAGAGGAAGAGGGGGUGACUUGCAGGAUCUUGUCGAGUGUAAGUACUGCUUCAGCGCUGUCAUUUACAGCCACUGCCAGACUGCAGUGGAGAGUGUUUUGGCCAUGCUGUGUGCAGCACGGAGGAGCAAUGUGUGUGGGCUUGCAGCGCUGAUCGUGGGUCUGCUCUCUCUGGCUCACAUCAUCACAGCUUCAGAGCGGCUCGAGUGUGAGGAGAGCUUCUACAGAAACACCCCGCCACAGCGGGUCACCGAGUCGGGCCUGGAGAGGAGAUGCCACAGCCUGGGAGCUGGGCGCACUUUUGUUUCACUCUAUCACCCUGGACGCCAGUCUGAUGUCUAUACGGCUCUGCACCUAGGCCCGCACAACGCAUGGGGCGAAGGAACAGCCGAGGAGUUGGACAAACCAAGCGAGACAGAAGUCCUCGGAGAAGAGUCCCGUGUACACGUUCCGGCUUUGUACAAUAAGGACCGGGAUGUCGCUUCAUCACACUCGGCGUCCCCUUUGCACAAAGUGGAUGCUCUUACUGCAGGGCUGGUAGAGAGCAGGACCGUGCCACAGUGCUCUAAUGCAGGGGGGGUCGUGUAUGUUCAGAGCGGCGUAGGGGGUCUGAGCGAGACGAAGGCAGAUGUGCUGUGGUCGGCAGUGUGCUGUGACGUUCCUGAUGGACUCGGCAGCUUCGGUAUGGGAGUGGUCCAGGAAGGUGAAGGGGAGCUGAAGCUGAUGAGCGUGACGGAGCUGGAGGAACUGCUUGACGUUAAGGAGCUUUUCUCUGGUGGGUGUGGAGAGACAGGAAGUCUGGAAGAUGAGGCACUGGAAAUCACUGAAGUUCCUGAAGAAGACGUACACACAGCCGAGACAGACAAAAGCAGUGACGAGGACGAGGUGCCCAGCACGACAGCAGAUAGAACUGAGUCUGAGCCCAGCCUGGAUGAAAGCGUUACCGAAACAGAAAGCUCCGAGUCCCAAGAGAACAGUACUGUCCUCUAUGUCCUGUCCUCUAUCGUCUCUCUCCUGUACGCUCCACUCUCUCCAGCGGUCUCCACCCUCACCAACCUCCCCUCUCAAAUCGGCUACGUCUUACAAGAGGACGCAGCCGUGCUAGCGUCGCUGCCCAGCGACAGCUUCAGCUUGGUUCAGAACCUGGGCUCUGGUGUAGUCUCGGGUGUUGAGAAUGUAGGCAGCGUAGCAUACCAAGUGGGCGAGCAUGGUGUGUGCUCACUGUACACAUUGAUAAGUACGUUAACAGGCGCUUUGUUGCUUUCAUGCCAGGAGGGACUGGCAGGUACAGGAACGCUAAUGAGUGACGCUCUGGGGCUGGUGAUCGGUGCACUGGGUGAGGUCUGGGACCUCGGCAUGGAGGUAGUAGAGUGCACGUUCCAGGGGCUUGGUGGGUACAUGGGUGCGGUGGGCUCAGAGGCGGGCAAGCAGGGCUGGUCAUUCGGCCAAGGGAUAGGCACGCUAGUCUGGAGGGGACAGAGGGGACUUGGGCACGUGAUUAAUACGGUGGUGGGAAUUAUUGGGGGAGUGUUGGGAAACACGGCGGAAAACAUACAGGAAGCUUUCAUUGGGGAGUGAGACAGCGGGAGGUGUUUUUUUUUUUUUUGUGCAUGAGUGCAUGGAUCUGGCGCAGGCUUAUUUAUACUGUAUUACAUCAUUGUCAGUGCUUGUUUGCUGCUAAAAUGCAGUCUACACCAAAACGCGUACGUGAAUCGGAAUUAGGUUUAUUUAUGACGCACAAUUCAGCUCUUACAUCAAAAGAUUGGCGACUGACAUGAAGAUCUUUGUAUGGAUCUGAGGUCUUAGUAAUUCAUCUUUUACACUCUGUAAAGUUGCUGUAGCUUUGGUGUGUUCAGUCGACUGGGAAAAAAAGUGGAAAGUUAAAUGGUAAUUACAGAACGGAAGGGAUAAUGCGAAUGUUUUUGAUGUAAAUUGAAAUGUGAGUGGUAUCGUAGGGACCAUGAUAUGAGCUCUCGUACAGUACAAUACAAUGCAGUUCAGUCUCUUCCCUCUUCCCCAUUAAUACUUUUCCCAGCUUUGCCUUGGUGAAAUAUUUGCACAAGUGCCACUUGUUGUUAAACAAGAAUAUCAGAACGUUCUGAAUCUGAAUCAGUAACAAUGUAAACUUGGUGUUGAGUGUCAGUCAGGUGUUUGUGCCCAAUCAACAUCUCCUCAGUGAAACUGAGAAACAUGCACCAAAUCCAACACGGAAUAAAGGAUUGUUCACAGA
Ictalurus punctatus (channel catfish) is the source of this 3734-nucleotide messenger RNA. RefSeq lists its product as uncharacterized. The transcript is spliced from 2 exons. The record is from RefSeq and is a predicted model, not a curated record. Lineage: Eukaryota; Metazoa; Chordata; Actinopteri; Siluriformes; Ictaluridae. The coding region runs from base 1610 to 3082 and encodes 490 amino acids.